GGCGCAAGCGCAAUGUCAGUUAGUGAAUCGGCUUGGUGUAGUGCGGAAGAAAUUUCGACAAAUAUUUAGGGUGGACUAUUCACUUGGCCGACAAAAUGAGCAGCUCGGAGGAGGUGUCAUGGAUCUCUUGGUUUUGUGGACUUAGAGGCAAUGAAUUCUUCUGUGAGGUUGAUGAGGAUUAUAUUCAAGACAAAUUUAACUUGACAGGGCUGAAUGAACAGGUGCCCCACUAUAGACAGGCUCUGGACAUGAUCCUGGACCUAGAGCCAGAUGAUGAAUUAGAAGACAAUCCAGGUACUAGUGAUCUCAUAGAGCAAGCUGCAGAGAUGUUGUACGGACUCAUACAUGCCAGAUAUAUCAUGACAAAUAGAGGAAUAGCACAAAUGAUUGAGAAAUGGCAGCAGGGAGACUUUGGCUACUGUCCCAGGGUGUAUUGUGAAAAUCAACCCAUGUUACCAAUAGGUUUAUCAGAUGUUCCAGGUGAGGCUAUGGUAAAACUAUACUGUCCAAAAUGCCAAGAUGUCUACACACCGAAGUCAUCGCGGCACCAUCACACCGAUGGUGCCUACUUUGGUACGGGGUUCCCACACAUGUUAUUCAUGGUGCACCCAGAAUACAGGCCGAAGAGACCAGCCAACCAAUUUGUACCCAGACUGUAUGGCUUCAAGGUGCACCCCCUGGCCUACGAGUUGCAGUAUGCGGCUGCCGCACGGACGCGCUCAUCUGGAAUGUCGAGACCAAGAACAUCUGCCAGGUCGCCAGUCUACAAAUAGGGACCCCAAUCCAGCCUUUGUAUUUUCUACUUGGCUUCCAAAAGAUGAAAAUUCCAAAAUGAACAAAAACCACAACAGUUGGAAAAAGUCGGGGACAAAAAAGGACUUCAGUUUGCAGUUGCUUGCAUUCAGGUGGCUUGUUUAUAAUACACCAAAAAAUACAACAGUAACGGAAUUUAGGUGUAUAUCUACAGAAUACAUAUAUAUGACAUGUUAAUUUAACUUUCUGCGUGGCUGUGACCAUAAAACCAACAAAAGGAACAUAAAUGGAUGGAGUUGCUCUGAAUAAGUGACUAACUCUGCUUAAAAAUGGUAAAAAAUACACGUGAAAUGAGACUUUGACUUUGUAAUAGAAGAUGUAGCUUAAAUAAGUUAGAACCAGGACGGUUUUGUGAGCGAACAAAUGUCAAGAAUUAAUUAAUGUGAAAUAACAAGGGGUGUUACGAGGCCUGUCGACUUGUACAUUUUCACAUAUUUCAUUUAUUACAGAGCAUUUUGUAAAAAUUAUUUGUUUAAGGUAAUGGUUUUCUCCACAAAUUAUUGUAAAGGCUUUAUUUGGUAACUUGCCUUUUUAUUUUUUUGAAUAGCAAUAAGAUCAGAGUUAACAAGUAAUACGUAUUUUGGUAGCAGUCAAGGCAUGGCUGAGUAAUUAUUUUCAUUCAGAUUUUUUUCUGAUUUGUGUCACGGUGGAAACCAUGCAAAUAUUGAAGUUUUUUUUUUCAAAAACGCUAUUUACAUGUCUUUAAAAAGGACAAUAAUGACGGUCAAAUUAAUGUCGAAACGACUUCUGGAGUGUUGUGAUUCUUGGGUUAAAUUCUUACCUAACCUAACCUCAUCGCUUCUCUUGUGUUGGCUAAAACUGCUAAUUCUGUUGAAUCUAUCAAAGGUUUCAAGAACACCAAGUGGAGGAAGAUGAUACUUAAACAGAUGAGUAAAAAUGUUUUAAGAAGAU
This is a messenger RNA of Lingula anatina, 1725 nucleotides long. Its product is annotated as casein kinase II subunit beta. Gene Ontology annotation, cellular component: cytoplasm; protein kinase CK2 complex. The record is from RefSeq and is a predicted model, not a curated record. NCBI's taxonomy places the organism in Eukaryota, Metazoa, Brachiopoda, Lingulata, Lingulida, Lingulidae. Gene Ontology annotation, molecular function: protein kinase regulator activity.